Molecule: messenger RNA, 1628 nt
Organism: Nicotiana attenuata
Lineage: Eukaryota; Viridiplantae; Streptophyta; Magnoliopsida; Solanales; Solanaceae
Product: chitinase-like protein 1
Exons: 3
Coding region: 263-1234 (323 amino acids)
Biological process (GO): cell wall macromolecule catabolic process; carbohydrate metabolic process; chitin catabolic process
Molecular function (GO): chitinase activity
Source: RefSeq, a predicted model, not a curated record
UUGUUAGUACUGUUUCUUUCCUGAUAGGGAUACUCCAUCUAACAGCUUUUUCUUUCACUGGUUUCUCUUCCCUUGCAUUAGACCCAAAGAAAAAACUUCACCAAAAACCCAAGAAAAUAUAUAAAUACACCAAAAGUUUCAAUUUUGAAUCACACCCAAAUCUCAAAAUUCAAUUAACUUGCCCUUAAAUUUCUCUUCACACAUUUCCCCAUUUUCAAUUCCCUUUAAAAAUCCCACCAUUUUCUUAUCCUAAGUCAUAAAAAUGGUAGCUUUAAAAAUGAAGGUUUUAGGAUUUAUGUUAAUAAUGCUUUCAAUUUCUGCAUUUGCUAAAGGGGAUGAGAAUGAAUCAUCUAAGCCACCAACAAUAGUCAAAAUAGUGAAGGGUAAAAAAAUGUGUGUUAAAGAUUGGGAAUGUAAUAAGUUAUCAAGGUUUUGUUGCAAUUUGACAAUUUCAGAUUAUUUUGAGACUUACCAAUUUGAGAAUUUGUUUGCUAAGAGGAAUUCACCUGUAGCUCAUGCUGUUGGUUUUUGGGAUUAUAAAUCUUUUAUUACUGCUUCAGCUCUUUAUCAGCCUCUUGGAUUUGGUACUACUGGUGGUAAGCAAAUGCAGAUGAAAGAAAUUGCUGCUUUUCUUGGUCAUGUUGGUAGCAAAACUUCUUGUGGUUAUGGAGUCGCCACCGGUGGACCAUUCGCUUGGGGGCUUUGCUAUAACAAGGAAAUGAGUCCUAGCCAAGAUUACUGUGAUGACUUCUUCAAAUUAACCUACCCAUGCUCUCCUGGAGUCCAAUAUUAUGGUCGUGGUGCCCUGCCUAUAUACUGGAACUACAACUACGGAACUAUAGGUGAAGCACUGAAGGUAGAUCUGUUGAAUCAUCCCGAGUACAUUGAACAAAACGCGACCUUGGCAUUCCAAGCUGCGAUUUGGCAGUGGAUGAAUCCAGUUAAAAAGGGUCAGCCUUCAGCUCAUGAUGCCUUUGUUGGCAAUUGGAAGCCUACUAAGAAUGAUACUUUGUCUAAACGAGUUCCCGGUUUUGGCACCACAAUGAACAUCCUAUAUGGUGACAAUGUUUGUAACCAAGGUGAUGUCGACACCAUGAACAACAUCAUCUCCCACUACCUGUACUACCUCGACUUGAUGGGCGUUGGUCGGGAGGAAGCAGGGCCUCAUGAUAUACUCACCUGCGCAGAACAAAAACCUUUCAAUCCAUCCUCCACCUCAACUGCUUCUUCUUGAGACUUAACUUGGAUUUUCGACAGUCUGCAUCUGCUGCUUUAUCCUCAAUGAUUUUCGCAAAAGAAGCAUUAUCCAAUAAGUGGAGCAAGAUUGGCUUUGUCCUGCUCCCGGUGUAAACUGUGUGUUUGGGAGUCGUAUAUAAGGAUUAAGGAUGUCGCGCUUUCUUGUUGUGUCUUAUUGAAGUGAAUUUUGAUCAUGUAGUUUGUGCGGUGUUCGGGCCGAGGGUCUAUCGGAAACAGCUUCUCUAUCCUAUCAGGGUAGGGAUAAGGUCUGCGCACACACUACCCUCCCCACACCUCACUUCCACGAUUAUACUGAGUUGUUGUUGUUGAGUGUACUUUUAAAAGUCUUGAUAUAUAAUGUGCAAUGUGAAAACUUCUCUCUAUUAUCUUUU